This is a messenger RNA of Scylla paramamosain (green mud crab), 5841 nucleotides long. RefSeq names its product myosin light chain kinase, smooth muscle-like. The transcript is spliced from 29 exons. The record is from RefSeq and is a predicted model, not a curated record. Gene Ontology annotation, biological process: protein phosphorylation. Bases 16 to 4530 code for a protein of 1504 amino acids. Gene Ontology annotation, molecular function: ATP binding; protein binding; protein kinase activity. Lineage: Eukaryota; Metazoa; Arthropoda; Malacostraca; Decapoda; Portunidae.
GCGGUGGUGGCGGUGAUGGUGGCGCCGCAGGGAGAGAAUGUUUGUGGUCGUGAUGAUGGUACGUGUGUGUGCGUGAGGCAGCGCGAGGGGAGGCAGCCGGGUGAUUCGAGUGACGGUUCGAGGUUCCAGGAGGCGGGCGUGGGUCCCGUGUUCCGCCUGGAGAUCCCGAGCUGCCGCCUGGAGGACGCCGGCGCCUACAGCAUUGUCGCCAAGAACGAGCAUGGAGAGGCCCGGGCCGUCGUCUCUUUGCAGGUGUAUGCUAAAGGUGUGAAGGUUGACAUGGAAGGACGACCGGUGAAGAGAGGCGUGAUGGAGCGUGCGCCGGUGGUGACGCGGCCCCUGCAGGACGUACGCUGCUGCGACGGAGACUCGAUCACCCUCGAGGCUCAAGUGGACGCCCCGAAGAACGCCACCAUCCGCUGGGAGAAGCAGGGCAAGCUGCUGAAGCUUGGCGGUGACCUGGAGAGUGACUGGGACGGAUCGUGCGUGAGGCUAAAGAUUCACGAGGUGUACCCAGAGGACGAGGGCGAGUACUCGUGCAUCAUCCUGAGUGACCUGGGCAAGGCUGUCACCUCUGCCACCCUCAUAGUGGAGAUGGCUGAUGACAAGGAGAACGAUGUAACAGUCCAGCUAGACUACCGAGCAGACCUCUCCCGCAGGACCACACCCUCCAGGACCACGCCUUCCAGAUACUCUCGCUCCCCAUCCUUCCAGCGUGAAGGUAGUGCUCACUCUUGGGCUGGCGUUGGCUGGCGAGAACCCUCCAUCAGCAUCUCCCACUGGCGGCCUCUCUCUCGCGGCUCCUCCCCGCUGCUGCUAGCCCGUCGCCGCACACCAGACCCCAUCCCACACACCAAGGGCAAGCGGUCACAUGGCCCUAAGUUCUACUACAUCCCACAUGACCGCAUUGUGGAGGAGGGAGAGACUGUGACCUUCCAGUGUGCUGUCAAAGGUCACCCCACGCCCCGGGCGGUGUGGGACAAGGACUCCCUCAUCCUGCAUGAGGGUGGUCGCUACAAGAUGGAGGCGCUGAAUGAGACAAGGACACUCGAGAUUCCCAAAGUUACCCAACAAGACGGCGGUCUCUACCGGGUCACCAUUGAGAACGACCUUGGAAGGGAACAGGCCACUGCCAGGCUGGACGUCAUCAAAGCAUCAGGCAACAAGUACACAGGCUACGUGCGGUCCUGGUACUCCUCCCCCAUCACCCCUCCACAGUUCACCCGGUCCAUGCCGUCAUCACGAGUGAGGGACGGUGGCCGCCUGCACCUCACCACCGAGUACCGUGGCUCCCCAUUGCCUCAGGCCAAGUGGUAUAGAAAUCAUGAGUUGCUGCCUCUCUGUGAGGACUAUGUGCAAACUUGUGAUGGCCGGUCAGCCUCCCUGGAGAUCCCCUCAGUCUCCUCAGCAGAUGCUGGCACCUACACCUGUGUGCUAGUCAAUGAUGCCGGCAAGACUGAAUGUUCCUGCGAGGUGGUGGUGGAGCAUCACAACGAGAGACACAACCAGCCGCCAUUCUUCCUGCGAGAACUCCAGGAUAUGACUGUCCUUGAUGGUGAUGAGGUGACGCUGUCUGUAAAGCUUUCAGGCUCCCUCCCCAUGAAGGUGGUGUGGGUGCGCAAUGAUAAGGUGUUGCCAGAUAGCCAGGACUUCCGUUACCAGGAUGACGGCAGUGGCACACACUCGCUGGUGAUGCGUGACGUGUUCCCAGAGGACGCUGGUGUUUACAUCUGUGAGGCAUACAAUGCUCAUGGGGAGGCUCACUGCUACUGCCGCCUCAGAGUGCAUGACCCAUGUGCCAGCCAGAACAGUGUGCCACAGAUUGUUGGUGCCCUCACCCCAUUGGAGGUGGAAGAGGGCUCAGCCGCCAGGUUCUCCAUCACUGUGCACGGCUUCCCUCAGCCUGCUGUGUCCUGGUUCUGUGAUGGCCGGAAACUUGACCCCACCCCAAGAAUGAAGAUUGAGGCAGAUAGUGACGCGGGCAUCAGUGAGCCAGUGAAGCACACACUGGGUAUCCUCCACGCACUCUCUACCGACUCAGGCGUCAUCUCCAUGGUGGCCUCCAACUGUCUGGGAUCUGACACCACUGCUACCACACUCAAGGUGAACCCCUACACUCCCACAAAGCCAAAUGAGAAGGAGGCCACCAAUGGUACCUCCUCCUCCACCAUCCUCACAUCAGAUUCCCCUGCACCAAGAAUCAGACCUCUGUUGAAGGAGGUUUCCCAGGGAAGCACAACCUCACCAAGCACAGACUCUGCUUAUGGCAGUGUCAGCUUGAGAGACUCCACCAGUGCCUGCAGCAGCUCCCUUUCCAACUUCAGUGAGCUUGAGGAUGACCACAGCACCUCCAAGGACCAUCCCUCGAGGAUUAAACCAGUGAAGUCCCUGAAAUUCAAAGAUCAAGAAGAGGUUCAGGGAAAUACAAAUGGUGAAGUGAUUGAAGAAGAUGGAGUCGAGGAGGAUGAAGAGGAGGAAGAAACAGGGGUUGAGAUUCUGGAGGGGCCACGAGACAUCACUGUUGUGAAGGGCCAAUCGGCCACAUUUACUGCCACCUUCACCGGCAACCCCAAACCUGUCGUGUCCUGGCUGAAGAAGGAACAAGUGAUCACAGACGGAGGGAGGUACAAGGUGAAGAACGAGGAUGGCCGCACCAGCCUCACCAUCCACGACGUGGUGCAGCAGGACUGUGACAAGUACACCAUUGUGGUGCGGAACUCGCUUUGUGCCCACGCUGCCUUCGCCUCCCUGGCCGUGGGAAGUGCCCCAGAACCUCCCGCUGAUGAGCCAAACUUCUGUGAGGUGACGGCUGACUCAGUGACGCUCUCCUGGUAUGGCCCGACCUAUGACGGCGGCUCAGUGGUGACUGGCUACACUGUGGAGGCACGGAAGGUUGGCAAGGAGGACUGGUACACCCUCAUCAGUGGGUGUCACUCCACUUCCUACAUUGCACGUGGUCUGGAGAAGAAUUGCCAAUUUCAGUUCAGAGUACGUGCCCAGAAUAUGCACGGCAUGUCAGAGCCAUCACGGCCAUCCUGCCCUAUCACCAUCCAGGAGCCUUCUGUCGCCAUCACCCGCACAGAGGAGCCACAGGAUGAAGAAGAGUAUGAGCCAGCGUCUGCUCCACUGAGUAAAAAGAUUCAGCCUGGUGACAUGUUUGACAAGCACUACGACCUGCACGAGGAGGUGGCCAAGGGGCGCUUUGGCAUUGUGUACAGAGUCACUGAGAAGAGCUGUGGCAAGAAGCGAGCUGCCAAGAUUGUCAAGUGUAUUAGAAGUGUAGACAAGGAAAAGGUUCUUGAAGAAAUUGACAUCAUGAAUUCCCUGCGUCACCCUAAGCUCCUGCAGCUUGAAGCAGCCUUUGAGCGGCCUAGAGAGUUCAUCAUGGUCAUGGAAUACAUCACUGGUGGCGAGCUGUUUGAGCGAGUGGUGGCCGACGACUUUGACCUCACAGAGAGAGACUGCAUCCUGUUUGUGCGGCAGAUCUGUGAGGGAGUCAACUACAUGCACAAGAAUCUUAUUGUGCAUCUUGACUUGAAGCCGGAGAACAUCCUUUGUGUGACCAGAACCUCGCACCAGAUCAAGCUCAUUGACUUUGGCUUGGCACGCCGCUUCAACCCCGAUGACCCGUGCCGUGUCCUGUUUGGCACCCCGGAGUUUAUCGCCCCCGAGGUGAUUAACUAUGAGCCCAUCGGGUUUGCCUCUGACAUGUGGUCUGUGGGCGUGAUCUGCUAUGUCUUGCUGUCGGGUCUCUCCCCCUUUGCUGGAGACAGCGAUGCUGAGACUUUUGCCAACAUCACACGUGCCGAGUUUGAUUUUGAUGAUGAUGCCUUUGUUGCCAUAUCAGACGAUGCCAAAGAUUUCAUUACGUCUCUCCUCAUCAGCAGGAAAGAGAAGCGACUGACAGCCGAGCAGUGCUUCAACCAUCCCUGGCUGGCCCAGACUGAGGCUGACAUGAACAAGGUUGUUCUCUCCACUGACAAGCUCAAGAAGUUCAUCAUUAGGCGGAAAUGGCAGAAAACUGGAAAUGUCAUCCGUGCCGUGGGACGCAUGGCCUUCCUCUCCAACCGCCGCUGCUCCCAGCCCUCCUCCCCCACCCGGCUCUUUACCCUCCCAGAGAACCAGACCCAGACCCCACCCCCUAACCCUGCUUCUUCCUCCAACCCGGCCACCCACACCAAGAGCAAGGGUUGUGCCCCUGUCACUCGCCCCUCACACAGUAUAGUCAGCGAGCGGAGUGAUUCUGGUAUCAGUGAAUGUUCCUUUAAUGUUGAAGAAAACAAUCAGAAUCCUCAAGCCAACCAGUUCGGUGUCACUAACAGCCGUGCUGUUACAGGAUGCAAUGUUCUCAAAAGUGGUAAGACGCCUUCAUUAGACUGGCAGUCAUCUGUGGACUCUGCAGUUUGCGAUGAUGACUACAUCAGUAAGAGCAGCUACAGCUCCUCGCCCAGAAAGAUCUCACGCGAGGGACUCAUCCACGCCAAGACAGCAGCUGCAGACACUCUCCUCAAUGCCCACUCAAGAAUAUGAGGAAAUCUUGUACAGAGAUCUAAUUUUGUUCAGAACUUUGACGUUAAAUUUUAUAGAUAAUUAUGUACAUAUUUUUGUGGAUUUUUGCGUCUUAAUUUAAAUGGCCUUUAAUCUUUAGAGAGGUGCAAAGAAGCAACAGAAAUAGUGUUUCCCAGAACCAAACUGUACAGGCCACUGGGACAGUGCAGCUAGCUCACCUCAGCAGUGAGGCACAAGUUGUAGCUGUCCCACAAGGCCUCUACCUUACCUGAGCAUGCCAGCCAAGCAGCCCCUCCCCACCUGGCUUGUGCAUCUCCCCUCUACUACAGCCACCAGCAGCGGCAGGGCAGAGUAGGGGUAGAGAUACCCUGAGGGAGGAAUGUCCCCAGGCGCCCCUGUGCCACCUCUGAACUGUCUCGUGGAGGGACAGGUCUGGCCCUUGUGCUGGUGCCACCCAGAGGACCAGACAGUGCCAAGGACUCAGCCACCUGGAUGUUGAAGAACACUGUGGAAAAGUUAAUCUACAGAAAAUGUAAUGGUGUGGAAAUCCCCCAAAGUUACCAGUGAUGACAAGUGAUGCCUGAGUCUGUUAUAUCUUUUUGUUGACUUAAUGUGUCAUGUGAGUUGGUUUCAUCUUGCUCUAAAGCCUUGUUUACUCUGCUGUUCAUUGUAUCGUGUGUUCUCGGUAAUGCCAAAUUUUUAGACUUUAUUGCAGUGCCAAGCAAAUUUUAAAUGGUUUGCCUUAUAUCAUUCCACAUUCACAUUUCACUUACUUUGAUUGCAUUUUAUGAGCUGAAAUAUCAUCUGUUGUUUUGUUCAUAAUUAAUAUAUUAUUAAUCUUGCAUAAACUGUUUUGUUCGCUUUACUUUCUUACGUCCAUUCACAAAUACGUAUGUUAUCAAAAGUGAUACCGAGCACUGCACUGCUCUGCCACAAACGAGCAGAGGACCUGGUGUAGCCUUGGAGGUCCACACCCAAGGAUCUUACCAAGAAGGAACCUGAUCCUCGGCUCCUCACCUGAAGCCUGAAUAAAGGUUGAUCAGUAGUCAUUUGAAAGCCAAACAGUCUAACCAGGACUUGGAUCAUGAUAAGUCAUUGCCAAAUCUCCACUGCAAUGGGGCAGAAAGACUGAGGUUGUUGCUUUAAAUAGAGCUAAGUAAACCAGCAGAUCACAGCUGCCUUUGUGCCCCAGAGCAGGUAUUGCUACUAGAGAUAGAGGGCUGGAUGAUGAUGACGACUCACUUGUGUAGCUCCAUAUUGUGAUAUUGUAGAUAAUCACCCAAAUAUAUGCAUGAUAUUGCUGUUAAGAAAUUAAAAAAAGAUUUAUCUGGA